Messenger RNA from Adineta ricciae, 507 nucleotides. Lineage: Eukaryota; Metazoa; Rotifera; Eurotatoria; Adinetida; Adinetidae. The record is from the annotation of a GenBank genome assembly.
AUGAGUGGACCCGAACCGAAUGGUAUAGUAGAAAGAACGCGUGCGCAGACCCUGUCAUUACCGGUGGAACUAUCGGUCGAGAAAAUCCAAGACUUUCAAGCGGCGUUCAGUAUUAUGGACAUACAAUCGAAGGGUUUCGUUGGUCCUGAGGAUAUAAAUCAAGUCGCGCAAGCGGCAGAUAUGGUCUUGGAAGAAAAUGAAGCACAAUUAUUGCUUGGGUCAGCAGACGAAGAUCACUCCGGUGGAAUUGAUAUGAGAGAAUUCAUUUCGAUUAUGACAACACCGAUUAAUCAACAAGAUCUGGAAGAAGAACUUCGUGCAACAUUUCGAGUUUUUGAUAAAGACGGAAACGGAACGAUCAAUGCUAGUGAAUUGAAACGAUUCGUUCGAUUAUGGGACAGCGAAUUAACGGAAGAUGAAGCCGAUGAUAUGAUUGGACAAGCUGAUCCGAAUAAAACUGGUUCGAUAACUUACGAUGCAUUCGUACAAUUUCUUCUUCACACAUAA